Molecule: messenger RNA, 6367 nt
Organism: Coregonus clupeaformis (lake whitefish)
Lineage: Eukaryota; Metazoa; Chordata; Actinopteri; Salmoniformes; Salmonidae
Product: A disintegrin and metalloproteinase with thrombospondin motifs 7
Exons: 23
Coding region: 557-6367 (1936 amino acids)
Biological process (GO): extracellular matrix organization; proteolysis
Cellular component (GO): extracellular matrix
Molecular function (GO): metalloendopeptidase activity
Source: RefSeq, a predicted model, not a curated record
CUAUUUGACAUCCAGUUCAAUGUGUCAAUUCGACUUUCCUCAACUAUCCCACUUUAUUGACAUUUGCACACCAUACGUAUUUUUAUUUUAACAGGCAACCCAAGUAAUUGAAUGUAAUAUUCUCCCCAUCACCUACCAUCCCCUGGGCUACUACUGAAAGACAUUCAUUCUAUUCUCUCAAGUCCACCCACUAAACUUUAUCGGAGAGGGCGGUUCUUAAGCAAAGUUUGGCUUGUUAAGGACCGUUCCUAACUGUCAGGGCUGUCGAAGGGGGCUUGAUGGAAGAAAGAAGGGACAACGUCUUGUCAGCAAACAACACUUAGAGCUUAACAUUCUUGAAAUGCAAAAGACGCAUGUGAAAAUCCCCGAGGAACGGUACAACUUCGUAAAAAACUUAUGAAGUUUAUAUCGCCGGCGUCACGCUUUCUAUGCUUAAAGUGCAUGGUUCUAGCCGGGUAUAAGUGUUUCACUCCAAAAUGGAGAGCGUUUGAAAUGACAGUCGGCACAGUGAGGAUAAAGCAUAAUUACAUGUUUUCUUUCUUUACCUUCCAACAAGAUGAUUUACUUUCACUGCGGACUGCACGUUCUCGAGCAAACUUUCUCUCCCAUUCACUUUUUGGUUGCAGCGGGGGUCUUGGCGAUGUUUCACAACAGUAAAACAUUUGGAUUUGAACAAGAGACAGAGAGCUUUCUACAGGGGCUUCCGCAAUACCAAGUCGUUCACCCCUACCAAGUGGACGCCAAAGGUCACUUCCUGUCCAACUUUGUGUCCCACCGCGUCAGCCGGGUACAGAGGCGGGAAACCCAGGGGGAACCAGGAAGCCUUGCACGGGUGUUCUACCAGUUGCAGCACGGUGGCCGCAAUCUGCACUUCAACCUCACCCUCAACCCACAUCUGCUGGCUCCUGGCUUCCUGACCGAGAGGAGGUACGGUGGCCUGGAGGGGGCCAAAAUACACAGCCAUGGCCCCUCGCUGUGCCACUUUAUCGGGGAGGUGUGGGACCAGGCAACUAUGAAGGGGAAGGCGGCUAUAAGUACCUGUGAUGGCCUGACAGGGCUGUUCAAGCUGUCCCAGGAGGAGUUCUUUAUCCGGCCAUUGGAGCGGUCUAGUGAUGAGUCGACGGCACCACAAGUCCACAUUAUCUACAAGCGCCACACCUCCCCCACCCAAAGCCAGUUGGUACAGCCCAUCUCUGGAGACCAAACCACCAACAGUACCUGUGGGGUCAAAGAUCCAGCUGCGUCGUUGGAGCGUGUGGAGAGGCAACGGGAGCGCUGGGAGAGACGCCAGCGGAGGAAGAGGAGGAUACGCCAGCGUUCCAUCAGCAGGGAGAAGUGGGUGGAAACGCUGGUGGUGGCCGAUUCCAAGAUGGUGGAGUACCACGGGACCAAGGGCGUGGAGAGCUACGUACUGGCUGUCAUGAACAUCGUGUCAGGGUUGUUUCGUGAUGCCAGCAUUGGAAACCCCAUCAACAUCGUAGUGGUUCGUCUGAUCCUGCUGGAGAAGGAAGAGGGAGACCUGAAGAUCACCCACCACGCGGACAACAGCCUGCGCAGCUUCUGUAAGUGGCAGAAACGGCUCAACAUGAAGGGAGAAGAACACGCGGUCCAUCACGACGUGGCCGUCCUUCUCACCAGAAAGGACAUCUGUGCGGCCAUCAAUAAGCCAUGUGAGACCCUGGGCCUGUCUCAUGUAGCGGGCAUGUGUCAGCCCCACCGCAGCUGCAGCAUCAGUGAGGACACGGGCCUGCCGCUGGCCUUCACCGUCGCCCACGAGCUUGGGCACAACUUUGGGAUUCAACAUGAUGGCAACGGCAAUGACUGUGAGCCGAUUGGGAAAAGACCUUUCGUCAUGUCUCCACAGCUCCUGUAUGGCACCUCCACCCCCAGCUGGUCGCGCUGCAGCCGCCAGUACAUCACCCGCUUCCUGGAUCGAGGCUGGGGCUGGUGCCUGGAUGACCCCCCUGUGCGGAACGUGCUGGAUCUGAACUCUGUUCCCCCCGGGGUCCUGUACAGCGCUGCCCACCAGUGCCGCCUACAGUACGGCUCUGGGUCCCUGCUCUGUGACGACGUGGACAACGUCUGCAGUACGUUGUGGUGCACUGUGGGGACAACCUGUCACUCAAAGCUGGAUGGUGCGGUCGACGGGACCAGGUGUGGUGAGGACAAGUGGUGCUUUGACGGGGAGUGUGUGGCGGUGGGAUACCAGCCUGAGAGCGUCAAAGGAGGCUGGGCUCCAUGGAGCGAGUGGUCUGCCUGUUCCAGAACCUGUGGGGCCGGAGUUCAGAACGCCCAGAGGGACUGCGUCAACCCAGUUCCCAAGUACAGAGGGAAGUACUGCGUGGGGGAGCGAAGGCGCUACAAGACCUGUAACAGCACCCCUUGCCCCCCAAACCAGCCCUCCUUCAGACUCAUCCAGUGCAGUCACUUCAACACCAUGCCUUACAAGGGCAAGUUCUACAAGUGGGUGCAGGUCAACAACAGAGUGAACCCCUGCGAGCUGCACUGCCGUCCUUUGAACGAGUACUUCUCAGAGAAGAUGCUGGACGCCGUCAUUGACGGGACCCAGUGCUACGAGGGCAGCUUGAGCCGAGACAUGUGUGUUAACGGCAUCUGCAAGAAUGUGGGAUGUGACUACGAGAUUGACUCCAACGCGGUGGAGGAUCGCUGUGGGGUUUGCCAUGGCAACGGGUCUACUUGUGAGACUGUGAAGAAGACCUUUGAGGAGAGCGAAGGGCUUGGCUAUGUGGACAUUGGGCUGAUUCCAGAGGGGGCGCGGGACAUUCGCAUCGAGGAGGUGGCCGAGGCUGGGAAUUUCUUGGCUCUCCGGAGUGACGACCCCGGCAAGUACUUCCUGAACGGCGGCUGGACUAUCCAAUGGAAUGGGGAAUACAAGGCGGCGGGGACGGUGUUCACCUAUGAGAGGACAGGCCAACUGGAGAACCUGACCUCCCCUGGACCAACCCUAGAGCCAGUGUGGAUACAGCUACUCUUCCAGGAGACCAACCCAGGGGUGCGCUAUGAGUACACCAUCCAUAGAGAGACUCUUCUAGACUCCGACAACGACAUCCCUAUCCCCGGUUUCUUCUGGAAGUAUGGCUCAUGGACUGAGUGCAGUGCCACCUGCGGGACAGGUGUCCAGCGACAGAUUGUUCACUGUGUGGAGAGGACCUCUGGGAUAGUGGAAGAGGGCUACUGUGACCCAACGACCCGUCCUGACGAUAAACGAGCCAGCUGCAACGAGGAGCUUUGCCCAGCCAUAUGGUGGGUGGGUGAGUGGCAGAAAUGCUCGGCCACGUGCGGUGAGAAGGGCUUGGCCAAGAGGACGGUGCUAUGCAUCCAGGCCGUGGGUCUGGAGGAGAACAGAGCCCUGCAGCCCUCUGAAUGUCACCACAUGCCCAGGCCUGAGUCAGCGGCACCCUGUAACACUCAUGUCCCCUGCCCCGCGGACUGGUCCACCGGCAACUGGUCAGAGUGCUCAUUGACGUGUGGCGGUGGUGUGCGGAGCCGAAAGGUUGUCUGUUCCAGAAACACAGGGGUGGACUGUGACCCCCGAAAGAAGCCCAGUUCCCUUACUCCAUGCUACCUCCAGGACUGUCCUCAGAUCAUAGACGUCUUCGGUGGCAGUAACGACUGGUCUGGCAGUGGCUCGUCCAGCAAGGAAAUCAACGAAAUCAACUCCAUCCCUGAUGCCAACCCCCUGCCCAAACACAGUACGACUAGAGCUCAGCCAAGGGCCCCUAACGAUCUGAAUAACAUCAUCCCCCAGCCGAAUCACAUUGACAAGACUACUGACAAGUCAGCCAAAAACAAUGUACCGGUGGACGAUUUUUACUACGACUACAACUUCAUCAAAUUCCACGAGGACAUUUCCUAUGACUUUGGCGUGGGGAACAAUGGUGAAGACUUGGGGGAUGAUCUUGGACUAGAUCCACAAAAGGAGACUAAGCUCAGCUCUAGUGCAGAAGAACAUGUUUACAGAGAAACUACAGCAGCUACCUCACCCAUUUCUACCACUUCUAAGACGACUCCUUUCAUUAGGGAAGAUGAGGAACCACAUAACCUGGGCAAUGCAGAGGUUGAUGGCAAACCACAGACUGAGAAACCCAAUGAAGUAGAGAGCGAGGAGGAGGAUGUUCUCCUUUCAGAGGACUAUUUUCUACCUGUUUCCACCACACCCUCAGCACCAGUUUUAGAGACCAGGUUUUCACAAAGAUGGAAAGAAACAAAGGGUAAUUUUGGUUGGCCUCAUUACCUCAGCACAGCACCCAGCCCGGUGUCCACUAGCAUGGGGACCACUGAGAACACACAUGGGCCCCAGAGUGAAGAAGAGGAUGAUGGAAACACUGACAUUUAUGGCCAUUUUGACGUGGAAGACGGCCAUGUUGGUACAGCUAUCGAAUAUAGCACCACUGCCCCUGGCAGCCAUGACUAUGAAGAUGGCACCUUACCCACAACCAUGGUAGAAGAGGAGAAAGAAGAAGUGGGUGGUUUGGACUACAAUUCCCACCAGGAGGCUGCAAUUGGACUGCAAUCCCCUGGCUCCCAAGAUGAAACUGAGAGCCCGGUUCCACCCAUGGAUCCACCUUCCCCAGGCCCUGUGUUUGAGUUUGAAACAUACGAGGACAGCUUUUUCACAACAACCCUGUCCCAAUGGGAGACAACCACCUCUCUUCCAUACGAGCCACCAGCCCCAGACUCCACUGAGGAUUACAAUGGCUUUUUCCCUGAUGAACCAGACUUUGAUCAGCAGGACUUUGAAACUGAGUCCAACGCUGGUAGCAAAGUCGAUUUAAGGGUCACCGACAGUGACUUCACAGUGACCUCACAACCUGUCUCUCAGGAGCCACGUCUUCCACCCUCUCCUCCCCCGCCUCUUUCCCAUUCACUCUCAGGAAACCAGGAGAACCUCAAACACAGCACAUCAACAACUGGAAGUGACUCCCUAUCUCCCAGUCAUCUGGAAGGAGACCCUCAGUCUCCACCUGGAAGUGACUCCCCACCUCCCAGUCAUCUGGAAGGAGACCCUCAGUCUCCACCUGGAAGUGACUCCCCACCUCCCAGUCAUCUGGAAGGAGACCCUCAGUCUCCACCUGGAAGUGACUCCCCACCUCCCAGUCAUCUGGAAGGAGACCCUCAGUCUCCACCUGGAAGUGACUCCCCACCUUCCAGUCAUCUGGAAGGAGACCCUCAGUCUCCACCUGGAAGUGACUCCCCACUUCCCAGUCAUCUGGAAGGAGACCCACCGCCGUUCAUGUUAGCAGAGACAGAGCCAGCCACAGCCCAGUUAGAGACAGACAUCGCAGCACAGUCCUCCACGACUGGGCCAACUCCAUCUAAAGGGGCCAAUGCGGGCCCUCCAGCUCCCUCCCCAUACGGGUGGUCAGAGAUUGACUACAAUGAGAUCCUCAUCCCCCCCAUGCUGAGACCCAGGGGCACGGACCCUCCCCUCACAUACCAGCCCCCAGUGGAUGUCACCACAACCACUCCCCAGGAUGGCACGAAACCCGUGCCCCUCAACCAGUCCCUUGAGCCAGCAGUGCCCCUCAACCAGUCCCCUGAGCCAGCCAUGCCCCCCACCCAGUCCCUUGAGCCAGCAGUGCCCCUCAACCAGUCCCCUGAGCCAGACAUGCCCCCCACCCAGUCCCUUGAGCCAGCCGUGCCCCCCAUCCAUUCCCCUGAGCCAGCCAUGUCCCUCACCCAGUCCCUUGAGCCAGCCGUGCCCACUCUGCCAACCCAUUCUCCCACCCCACCCUGGUGGACACCAGAGCCAACCCAAGUGCCGAGCCCAGCUUCAACUCCAGUCGCCACAGCUUCCUUCUGGAGAGCCGGCAACUGGAGCGCAUGUUCUACUAGCUGUGGAUUGGGGGCCAUCUGGAGGCUGGUGGUCUGCAGCACGGGAGUGGAGUCUGCCUGUGACCUGACCAAGAGGCCCGUGCCGGCCCGGCGCUGCUACCUCCGACCCUGUUCCUCCUGGAGGUUAGGGAACUGGACCAAGUGUUCCAGGAACUGUGCUGGUGGGGUGACCCUGCGUGAGAUCCAGUGCUUUGACACCAGGGACCAGAGGCCUUUGCGGCCCUUCCACUGUCAGGCUGUGUCUACCCGGCCGGUGGCCCACAUGCCCUGCAACCCCCAGCCCUGCCUGGACUGGUACUCUUCUUCCUGGGGACAGUGCUCUGAGGUGUGUGGGGGAGGGGAGCAGCAACGUCUGGUUACCUGUCCAGAAGAGGAUCGCUGUGAUGAGGACCUUCUGCCCAGUAACAUCCAGGCCUGUAACAGCCAACCCUGUGCCCAAUGGGUCACUGGCUCCUGGGGACAGGUGCACAUGAGAAACAAUCACAGACAAUCACAGCAUCAUCCAACAUGA